Pungitius pungitius (ninespine stickleback) is the source of this 1662-nucleotide messenger RNA. It is a transcript of the gene banf1, whose product is annotated as BAF nuclear assembly factor 1. Gene Ontology annotation, molecular function: DNA binding. The record is from RefSeq and is a predicted model, not a curated record. The coding region runs from base 139 to 411 and encodes 90 amino acids. The transcript has 3 exons. NCBI's taxonomy places the organism in Eukaryota, Metazoa, Chordata, Actinopteri, Perciformes, Gasterosteidae.
AAAGGCAUCUCGUGACGUAAGGACGUAAGAAGCUGGCGCAUUGCAUUGUGGUCGCCGGUGCCUGACGGAAACUGAAAGCGACCAACACUUCAGGCAGCUACGCUAAUUCUGCCAGCACGGGAAAGUAUUUGAGCAGCCAUGUCGUCGACAUCCCAAAAACAUAAAGAUUUUGUGGCCGAGCCCAUGGGCGAGAAGCCUGUCGGGGCUCUUGCGGGCAUCGGAGAUGUCCUUGGCAAAAGACUGGAGGAAAAAGGUUUCGAUAAGGCGUAUGUCGUCCUCGGGCAGUUUCUAGUGCUGAAGAAAGAUGAGGAGCUUUUCCGGGAUUGGCUGAAGGACACUUGCAAAGCAAAUGUGAAACAACAAGGUGACUGCUAUGGCUGCCUGAAAGAAUGGUGUGACGCCUUCUUAUAAAUUAUUCACCAAUGGUUUUCAACUUCUGAAGUCCAAACUGUACAUUACCUCUUCAGUAAUCUUUAUUCAAAUCGGCUGCACCACAUGUAUGAACUCACACAAAUGAGGUUGUUGAAGUCGAUUUAUUUUGUACUUCUACCUAAAGCUGUUUGUUUAUUUCUGACAUCUUUUGAGUUCUAACAUUUUACAUUGUUCCUUCUCAUGGUCCUUCUCUCAUCACUAGUAUGUCUAGGCUGAUACUUGCUUACUCUUGAAAUUGUCUGCCCUUCUUAUUGCAGUCAUCACAUUUUUGUAGUAAAAGCACGGGUGAAUCUAAUUAUAAUAAUGGCCGUUGUCCAUUAUGCGCAUGUUAGCAGUACUAUGACGUAGGCACACUAAAUGCAGGACUCGUGUAAUUGGGAGGGGGGGGGGGAGCUGCUUGUGUUCAUCCUGUUGAAUUUGUCCGAGAUCAGUAAAAAAACUGCAUUUUUAUCAAAGGUUGAAUUUUAAAUUCGUCGUUCAUCUAUUGUAAAUGCUGAGAAUUUAUAUUUCUCAAGCCAAAAAAUGGCCACUUUGUUCUAUAUUUAAACCUUUAGUGUCAGCUCUCUCGGCCUUCGUCCCCCAAUUGCCUGUUUUUAAAGCCGUUUGAAAGUUAAUGUAAGCUGUGUUAUUUUAAAUGGUUCAUUGUUGCACAGUUUUGCAUCACCAACAAUGUUUAAAGGAUUUCUCAAAGAGGUGGAUGGUCUGUUUGAAGUAUCUUGCAGAUUUUAUGUGACAAAUACAAAACCUCAAACCUUAUGCCACACUGGUCUCAGAAAAGAUGUUGAUCUUUUAUUUUAUUACAAAAAUGUAACUUUUGAUCUUUUAAAUCAAGUAGUAGCAUUGACUUGAUGGUGGGAAAAUUAUCUAAAUAAAGAUGCAGAAGCAAUUACUCUCAACAAUGUGUCAAUCUAUUGCUGAUGAGUAGAACACAUCCAGGCGCACCAGCCAAUCUGCUGCUUCUUCUAAACUUCACUUCCGGUAGCUUUAAAUGAUGCAGGCAGAACAUGUAGCAUGUGUUGUUACACCAACAGGCUUCUGUCAGUUAUAAUGACUGAUCUUGAUUUUCAUUCAGCUGUGUUUCCUAAAUAUGCCUUAAGAUUUGUUAAGCUGAGCUAUCAAACCUGCAUGUCCAGGCCGUUUCCACAAGCAGUUUGAGGAGGUCACCGGUGUAACAGCUUUUUCUUGCUUUUGAUAAAAAAAAGACCAGUAUUGGAUUUGCAAAUGUUUAUU